AUUCAGAGUACCAGAUGGUCCAAUCAGGUAUUUUAACACACGCCAAAAUAUUUUUAUGAGACUUCCAGAAGAUGGCGAGCGCUCUGGUGUUGUCAACUUCAGUUCCUGCUAAUCCUGAAAAGGAAAACUGUGAAACAAUAAUUCCAAAGGUUUUGAGUCCUGAAUCUCACAUCAAGCACCCACUACAAAACAAGUGGGCUCUUUGGUUUUUCAAGAACGACAAAAGCAAAACAUGGCAGGCCAACCUCCGCAUGAUCUCAAAGUUUGACACUGUGGAAGACUUCUGGGCAUUAUACAAUCACAUUCAGCUAUCGAGUAACUUGAUGUCUGGCUGCGACUAUUCGCUGUUUAAGGAUGGGAUUGAGCCCAUGUGGGAGGAUGGACGCAACCGCCGCGGUGGCCGCUGGCUCAUCACUCUGUCGAAGCAGCAGCGUCGGGCAGACCUGGAUCGCUUCUGGCUGGAGACGCUCAUGUGUCUCGUGGGCGAGGCGUUUGACAGCCACGGCGACGACGUGUGCGGCGCCGUCAUCAACGUCCGAGCCAAAGGAGACAAAAUAGCCGUGUGGACCACGGACUACGAAAACAAGGACGCCAUAACGCACAUCGGGAGCAUAUAUAAAGAGAGAUUAGGCGUUCCGCCAAAAGUGAUCAUCGGGUACCAGUCGCACGCAGACACGGCCACGAAGAGCGGCUCCAACACCAAGAACAAGUUUGUGACCUGAGGACCGCGGGCCGAGUCGUCGGCCCCGACGCCGACCGCUCCUCCACUGGAGGGCGAGGCGACAACCUUCUGCUGGCUCAGCUUUUGUUUGGAGUGCAGUUCAACUGGAGCACUCUCCAUCCUCUGAGGACUUUACUCUUCUUUUUGUGGCGGUGGGCCGUAGAGGACGUUUCGUUGCCCAGAUUUAAUUUUCAAAUGCAGCUGCACAUUAGUGAAUAAUUUAUUUGAUUUAUCCUCUGUCAAUACUUUUCUUAACAUUAAAGGCAAAAAAACCAAGUAAACCAUUUUGUAAGUUGGUAUAACCUGAAGCUCUUUGUUGUGUUUUGCUGCUCAGUGACACUGAAUGUAUGCCUUGUGGGACUUUUAACGAUACUUUAACCCUCUGUUCCUGAAAUAAACGGCGUUGUCACAAAUUGAAGGAAUAUGUUUGUUUCCAGCAGACUCUAAAGCUUAAACAUCUUAGUGCCGUUUUUAAUUUUGAAAAAUUGAUAGGACUUUGUUUGAAGUGGUUAUUUUCUCGUUAAGCAGAUUGUGGUACGUGAGGAGUAAAAAAACGAUGUUUACAAAAAGCAGAGAAUUUAUUUUUAAAGGGUCUAAAUAUUUUGAAGUUACGAUUUUCUCUGGAAUUGUGGGUUCACGUGCCCGAAAAACGAUGAUCGUUAUUAAAAAUUACACAUUUUGUA
Messenger RNA from Pseudoliparis swirei, 1404 nucleotides. RefSeq names its product eukaryotic translation initiation factor 4E-1A. Gene Ontology annotation, molecular function: translation initiation factor activity; RNA 7-methylguanosine cap binding. The transcript has 7 exons. The record is from RefSeq and is a predicted model, not a curated record. Gene Ontology annotation, biological process: translational initiation. Lineage: Eukaryota; Metazoa; Chordata; Actinopteri; Perciformes; Liparidae. Gene Ontology annotation, cellular component: cytoplasm; eukaryotic translation initiation factor 4F complex. The coding region runs from base 72 to 722 and encodes 216 amino acids.